AUAUCGCGCCAAUGUCUCUUCCCCUUCCUCCUCCUCUUCUUCUUCUUCUUCUCUAGACCGCCCGAGCUUCAGCUUCAACGCCAAAACGAAAAGCAGAAUCAUGAGAGGAACGAGAUCAUCACAAGAAAAGCGAGACCAAUCUUAAGCUCUCUAUAGAGACACAGAGAGAGAGAGAGAGAGAGAGAGAGAGAGAGAGAGAGAGAGAGAGCAAAGCUCAAGGUGUUCGUCAAUCAAUGGCGACGCGGUGGGUCAAGUCGUUGCAGUGCAAAUCCAGAGCGUUCGAGGACGUUUAUCACCACCCGAACCCGAAGAGCCUCCUCACGACGUCGGGUAGUUGCCGGAAGAGCGCACAAACCGUGAGAGACGUCGUCGAAAUGGCCAGAGGAAAGCCCAAACAGAGAACACAGCAACCACCGCCCACCAAGACAAAGCAGCACUCCAAACCGUCCAAAAGGGACUCGGAUCCGAACGACCCUUGUACCCGGAAAGUCGUUCCGGCCGCGACAGUCUCUCCCCGCUCUUCCAGGUCAUUAUACCCGCCCCUGACCGAGCUGCCGGAGGGCCACCCGUCGCGCAACGUCGUGGAGAUCAUCUUCCACACGAGCUGGAGCGAGAAGUCGGCGUUUCCCGGCCGGGUCGAGAAGAUCUUCAAGGUCCAGACCGGGCCGAAGACGACGGCCCGGUUUGAGGAAUAUCGGGAGGCGGUCAAGUCCCGGGCCGGGUCCGGGUCCGGGUACGGGCAGGGCGUAGUUGGCGGGUGCUCGGAGGACAAUGUCGCGCGGUGCGUCGCGGAUGGCAACGAGGUCAUGCGGUUCCGCUGCAUGGGGCCCGCGUCGGCGGGCGGCGGCAUCUCCUCGACCGACUUCUUGACGUUCUCCGGCGGCAAGGGGGCGGCGGUGUGCACGUUCUUCGCGGGCAGCGGGUCGGCCCACGAGAGGGCGGGCGGAGGGAAGGGGAGGAGGGCCAUGCUGGUUUGCCGGGUCAUUGCUGGCCGGGUGGCGAAGCAGCCCGGACCCGACCCGUUUUUCGAGGUCCGGGCCGGGUAUGACUCGGUGAAUGGGGACAAGGGCGAGUUGAUAGUAUUUGAUCCUCGCGCGGUAUUGCCUUGCUUCCUUAUUAUCUAUAGAUUGUAAAGGUAUAUGGGGAAAGAACUUUUGAUUUUUCAUUUGCUAUUUAAGUUUUGUUUCUUCUUAUUUCCUUGUGGGUCUCUUAUGACUUUGGAUUGAUGAAGAUGUGAUUUUCUUUUUUUGGGGGGAUGGUUAGUUUUCUUUUAUGAUGUAGAAAGCUGUCUGAAUGUAUGCUAAGUUGCUAUAUUUACGAUUUUAAUCUAA
Messenger RNA from Syzygium oleosum, 1331 nucleotides. RefSeq lists its product as uncharacterized. The coding region runs from base 234 to 1133 and encodes 299 amino acids. The record is from RefSeq and is a predicted model, not a curated record. NCBI's taxonomy places the organism in Eukaryota, Viridiplantae, Streptophyta, Magnoliopsida, Myrtales, Myrtaceae. The transcript has a single exon.